UCUUUUUCUUUUCUUUUUCACUGUCUUACAUCAAGAAAGAACACAUAAAUAACUUCAUCUCAAAGGGAAAGCCGGUUCUCGUAAAAUUAGAAAAACCAAACCCACAGCCAAUCAUCAGCAGCAACAAACUCCAAGAACAAAAUGAGUACCGAAGAAGCAAAACGAACCACCAACGGAGGUAUAGUCGGGAAAUCCAUCUCCGAUGAUCGGAAAGUAUCUCCGGCUACACCUCCUCCUAGUUCCAAGAAAAUCAUCAUAAAAAACGCCGACAUGAAAGACGACAUGCAAAAGGAAGCUAUUGAUAUUGCUAUCUCCGCUUUUGAGAAGAACAAUGUAGAGAAAGAUGUAGCAGAGCAUAUAAAGAAGGAGUUUGAUAAGAAGCACGGACCCACUUGGCAUUGCAUCGUUGGUCGUAAUUUUGGUUCGUAUGUGACUCACGAGACAAACCAUUUCGUUUAUUUCUAUUUAGACCAGAAAGCAGUUCUGCUAUUCAAAUCUGGUUGACUGUGAUGGAGAUAUCAAAGAUGGCAACUACAAGUUCACGAUCACGGCGCUAUAGUUACUUCUGUAUGUAUUAAGCCAAAUUCACUUGCAUGCAUGAAAAACCCGAUCUAUUCGUAUACCCAAUGUGUAUAUUAGAUUUCACUCUGGAUAUGAAUUUAUGGUCUUUCCAGUCAAAUGUUUUUCUAGUCUUUUUGAGUC
Messenger RNA from Mercurialis annua (annual mercury), 702 nucleotides. RefSeq lists its product as uncharacterized. The record is from RefSeq and is a predicted model, not a curated record. Gene Ontology annotation, cellular component: dynein complex. The transcript is spliced from 3 exons. Gene Ontology annotation, biological process: microtubule-based process. Gene Ontology annotation, molecular function: dynein intermediate chain binding; dynein light intermediate chain binding. NCBI's taxonomy places the organism in Eukaryota, Viridiplantae, Streptophyta, Magnoliopsida, Malpighiales, Euphorbiaceae. The coding region runs from base 142 to 504 and encodes 120 amino acids.